Messenger RNA from Epinephelus lanceolatus (giant grouper), 1262 nucleotides. It is a transcript of the gene clec3bb, whose product is annotated as C-type lectin domain family 3, member Bb. The record is from RefSeq and is a predicted model, not a curated record. Gene Ontology annotation, biological process: ossification; bone mineralization. NCBI's taxonomy places the organism in Eukaryota, Metazoa, Chordata, Actinopteri, Perciformes, Serranidae.
AUGGAGUUCAAAGGAGUGUGCGUGCUGCUGGGAGUACUGCUACUGGUGAACUGCUCGUUUCAACAGACUCCACCAAAGAAGAAGCUAAUAAAGAAAGAUACGGCAAGGGAUUCUGCCAUUGAGGACUUACAGAAACAAAUCAAUGACAUCGUCCAGGAGCUCAACCUACUGAAGGAACAACAAGCCCUGCAGACAGUUUGUCUGAAAGGCAUAAAGAGCCAUGGCAAGUGCUUCUUGGCUGACACUGUAAGAAAACGCUAUCACACUGCCAGUGAGGACUGUAAUGCCCUGGGCGGUGUCCUCGGUACACCCACAUCCCGCGAUGAGAAUGACCAGCUCAGAGACUACAUCCGCCAGAGCAUUGGCCCAAAUGAGCAGGUCUGGCUUGGCGUCAACGACAUGGUGACUGAGGGCACCUGGGUGGAUCAGACCGGCUCCAGCAUUACAUACAAAAACUGGGACACCUCCAACCAGAGGUCCCCUCAGCCAGACGGCGGCCAGUCCCACAACUGCGCCGUCCUGUCUGAUGCCUCUAAUGGGAAGUGGUUUGACGAGAACUGUCGUGAGGAGAAGCCCUCCAUCUGCCAGUUCAACAUUGUUUGAUCACAUGUAUCUUAUCAUAGACUGCGCAUGGUUAUAGCUGCUUUCAGUGUGUACCCCUGCUGCGAUGCUGCUCUGCCUGCUAUUCUAAAGAGAGCUUUAAACCAGUGGUUCUCGGCUGGUUUUGCAUCAGGACUAAAUUCUGAUUUAGAAGUCACAGUCAGCAGCAUGUGACAUAUGGGUUUGUUAUUUUUGACAAAAGCAAUCUGGUGAUGUGUCAUUUGUAACAUUCCUUGUGGUCACAGUAAAACCAGGAGGAACAGAAUAAGCUAGAGAUUGUGGGACACCAUCUCCUCCAAAGGACUAGAUCUAUGUCCUACAUAUCCUUUUAAAAAAAGGAUAUAAUUUUUGCAAUUAUUUCAAAACAUAUUGAUUGUUCAUAAUUCAGAGUGCCAGUACUCCUGCAACAGAAGGUGUGUAGGUGCUGGCACCUUUCACGAAUGUUUAAAAACUGGGUGUAACUAUCUAUUAUUUCCACACACCUCUGUUGAGACUCACUAGUUGAGAACCACUGGUUUAAACUCGGAUAACCCCUUUGCCAUUACUGCAUAAUGACAAGACUCACAUGGAGCCAGAAUUCUAAGAGAUAUUUCAUUAAAAUAGACGUGAUUUCAGUUUGCUAGCCUUGUAGUCUCCUAUGUCUGGCCUGGUGUAACCUGAAA